Xyrauchen texanus (razorback sucker) is the source of this 1469-nucleotide messenger RNA. Its product is annotated as corticotropin-releasing factor receptor 1-like. Gene Ontology annotation, biological process: adenylate cyclase-activating G protein-coupled receptor signaling pathway; cell surface receptor signaling pathway. Bases 180 to 1469 code for a protein of 429 amino acids. NCBI's taxonomy places the organism in Eukaryota, Metazoa, Chordata, Actinopteri, Cypriniformes, Catostomidae. Gene Ontology annotation, molecular function: corticotropin-releasing hormone binding; G protein-coupled peptide receptor activity; corticotropin-releasing hormone receptor activity. The record is from RefSeq and is a predicted model, not a curated record. Gene Ontology annotation, cellular component: plasma membrane; neuron projection. The transcript has 14 exons.
UGUGACACCAGUUCAUUUCACUUGUAAAUGCUGCACUGACCAAACAUUGGGGUGCAUAUCUUUUGUUUUUCAUAGCAGAGGUCUGUCACCCCGGAUCGGAGCAUCCGGACAGCUGCAUCUGGAGCAAAGGAGCGCUGUGCUGUUUGAAGGUUUCUACAGGGGGAAAAAGCACUGGAGCAAUGAGUCGCAUCCUUCAUCCACAGGUGUUGACCAUCUGGAUUACACUAAUCUCCAGGGCAACGGCUGACCUGACCUGCGACACUCUGCUCCUUCUCUCCACAAAUCUUACAGCUCGUACUUUGAUCCUGUGGAAUCUGACGUCCAGUCCCACGAACUCAACAGGUCUGUUCUGUAACACUUCAAUAGAUGGUAUUGGGACGUGCUGGCCAAGGAGUAGUGCUGGAGAAGUGGUGUCUCGUCCCUGUCCGGAGACCUUCCUGGGAGUCCGAUACAACACCACCAAUAAUGUGUACAGAGAAUGUCUUGCCAAUGGUACCUGGGCAAAGAAGGGCAACUACUCCCAAUGUCAAGAAAUCCUUAACGAGGAGAAAAAGAGCAAGCUGCAUUACCACAUCGCAGUCAUCAUAAACUACUUGGGACACUGUAUUUCUCUGGGAGCCCUGCUGGUUGCCUUUAUCCUCUUUAUGAGACUCAGGAGUAUUCGGUGUCUGAGAAAUAUCAUCCACUGGAACCUGAUUACAGCAUUUAUCCUGCGGAAUGCCACCUGGUUCGUAGUGCAGCUCACCAUGAAUCCAGAGGUGCAUGAGAGCAAUGUGAUCUGGUGCAGGCUGGUCACAGCAGCGUAUAAUUAUUUCCAUGUGACAAACUUCUUCUGGAUGUUUGGAGAGGGCUGCUAUCUGCACACAGCCAUAGUGCUGACCUACUCCACAGACAAACUGAGGAAGUGGAUGUUCAUCUGUAUAGGCUGGUGUAUUCCAUUCCCCAUUAUUGUUGCAUGGGCCAUUGGCAAACUAUAUUAUGACAACGAAAAGUGCUGGUUUGGGAAGCGGGCUGGCAUUUAUACUGACUAUAUUUACCAGGGUCCCAUGAUCUUGGUGCUACUGAUUAACUUCAUUUUUCUCUUCAACAUUGUGAGGAUCCUAAUGACUAAACUGAGAGCUUCUACCACUUCAGAAACUAUUCAGUACAGAAAAGCAGUGAAAGCCACUCUGGUUCUUCUGCCUCUGCUGGGCAUUACCUACAUGCUUUUUUUCGUCAACCCUGGCGAAGAUGAGAUCUCACAGAUUGUCUUCAUCUACUUCAACUCUUUCCUAGAGUCCUUUCAGGGCUUCUUUGUGUCGGUCUUCUACUGCUUUUUGAACAGUGAGGUUCGCUCAGCUGUUCGUAAACGGUGGCAUCGCUGGCAGGAUAAGCACUCCAUUCGAGCACGAGUGGCACGGGCCAUGUCCAUUCCCACAUCUCCAACACGGGUCAGUUUCCACAGCAUCAAGCAGUCGUCUGCCAUCUGA